Messenger RNA from Prorocentrum cordatum, 435 nucleotides. The record is from the annotation of a GenBank genome assembly. Lineage: Eukaryota; Dinophyceae; Prorocentrales; Prorocentraceae.
AUGACGAACUCAACGUACGUCUGCUCGCCCGCAUGGUCAACAAGAGCGAUUGCACUCAUAUUCGCCAUGGGCGUCGGCCCCGCGGGGGGCAUCUUCAAUUGGCGAUGGCUAUCGUGGUUGGCCUGGCUGCUCCACACCCGUGCCCUAGGCGACAGGCAGGAAAUACGCAUCGACGCGGCGGGCAUGGCUGGGAAGUUCGGCGAGGUGCCAGACUACCAGGUGGGCACGCGCGCCCUGUGGGACCUCCUCCGCACAGGCAUCGGGACUUGGUUCUGGAUGCUGAUGCUGAAGCCGGUGAGGAGCCUCGUGAACUUCAUCAUGCCCGAGGAGACCUCUGACCAUGUACGGCUCGCCGAUUCCGAUAUUCGACCUUGGGCCCUUCGCAGGAUGUGGACCUCGGGGUUGCGGCGUACUUUGCUCCCGAGGCAGUGCUGA